AACCAUCAGGUUUGGGAUGAUAAAGCUGAUGUUUGGUGCCUGGGAGCAAUUCUUUUAGAGUUCAAUUUAGAGAGUUAUAUGUGGGACUCUCAUUGUAUUGAAAAGGCCAAACUGAACUAUGUUGACAGUGUAGAAAAACAGGAACCAAUCAGAUUUGGAUUAAAAAUACGGUGGUCCUCUUUUGAAUUUCUUUGGGAUUGUCUGAGUUAUAAAAGUGAACACAGGCCUAAAGCAGCCGAUUUGGCAGAUGGGUUUCAGCUGCUAAUUUGUCAAAAUACCAAAACAAUUCGAGAACUGCCUCUCACUGACGAUAUGAUUUUUUGGCUCAGUAAACAAACCUCUCUGCUGGCGAACUGGCAGCCUCUGGCCUCUAAACUUGGGGUCAACUCAAUAGUUCCAAUUGUAAGGGACGUGGUUAGCAUAUCCGGAGACAGGGUUAGUGUGGUUCUAGAAGCAUGGAAGGUGAAAUAUUCUAAAGAAGCAAACUGCUCUCGGUUAAUUGCCGCUAUUCAGGGUUUGCAACUGCAAGGUGUGGUGGAUGAUUUCUACAGAGAAUUCCAAAUUUCUAAAUCCAAACGAAAAUAUUCCAGGGAGAAAACUUAAACAAGAGAACGCUGUUGAAAACCAGCGAAGGGUUGGUCGUAGAAAACAUCAAGAGUUUUGAACAUUUUUACUAUGGCGCAUCACAUAAACAAAAUCUACUUUUUCUUCCAAAAAAUUUACCGAUUUCAUGUCAACACACCUGCAUUUUGAACUAAAAGAAGACUGCAUGUAGAAGAAGUUUUGUUUUCAAUAAAAAAUUUUAUUUUGUUGUUUUUUAA
Molecule: messenger RNA, 821 nt
Organism: Eurytemora carolleeae
Lineage: Eukaryota; Metazoa; Arthropoda; Copepoda; Calanoida; Temoridae
Exons: 12
Coding region: 79-603 (174 amino acids)
Source: RefSeq, a predicted model, not a curated record